UUUAUUAUAAAUUGGUGCUGUGCAAUUUUUUUCAAUUACAUUUCAUAAUUUCGUAGUUAUAAAUAUUCUUGGCGUAUUUUUUUACUAACAAAUUUUAAAUAUGGCUAAAAUGUUGAAACUAAUAUGGCAGUGUUUGUACUCGCCACGGCUGUUCAAAAUUUAUGGAGAUGGAGAAAAAGAUAAGUUGUACCAACCAAAACAACUAGAAAAAAUUGGGGACAAAAUAAUUUCCACGGCACAAAGCAUAUUCACCGUUGCUGGUUACACAUCACCAUUUAUGUGUACAUACAUAUACAGAAGAGGUUUCUUUUCUUGGGAUGAAACAGUUUUCUUAAGUAAAUUCUUUUCUGGAAUUGGAUGUCUUAUCGCGAUUUCGUUGUUUAUGAGAGCUGUUGGCCGUGCAUUUAAUUCUCAAUAUAGAGACUUUCUAUACGCGAUCACUAGCCCAAAGACAGAUGAUAAAUCAUACAUGACUUCAAUUCGCAAAUAUGAUUUUGAAUUCUCUGCCUGGCCUGUUUCAUUCGCAAUGCCGGCAAAAGCAAGCUCCUCAUGGUUUGAAAACAUUCCUUUCAAUAAGUGCUCAAAUAUAAAUUUGCCAAUUUACCAAAGAAUACCAUUGCAAGUAAUUGCAUUUAUAGCAGUUCAUACUUUUGCUUUGCGUCUGAUUUAUCCCGGAACUCUAGGGCUCAUCCAAAAUUUACUUUGGAUGCCUUUGAUGGAAGGACGGACUCAACUAGUUGAAACAUACAAUGGGAAGCGCGCGAAAAUUAUAACGUCAGAUGCUAAUUGUAUUGACACUAUCUUUGUUGAAAAUCGCCAUCAUACAAAUGGAAAAAUUCUGGUGAUAUGUUGUGAAGGAAACUCUGGAUUUUACGAGAUAGGAAUAAUUACUACCCCAUUUAAAGCUGGCUAUUCCGCUUUAGGUUGGAAUCACCCUGGAUUUGCUGGGAGCACUGGUAUGCCGUUUCCAAAACAGGAACAAAAUUCGAUUGACGCCGUUGUGCAGUACGCGAUAAACGAACUCAAGUUUCCCAUCGAAAAUAUUGUUAUCUAUGGGUGGAGUAUCGGUGGAUAUACAGCGUCUUGGGCAGCACUAAACUAUCCAGAAAUUAAUUCACUGAUUCUGGAUGCAACUUUUGAUGAUUUACUACCACUUGCUCAAAACCAAAUGCCGAAAUCUUGGGCUUCGCUCGUUAAAGAAGUGGUACGGUCUUAUGUGGACUUAAAUGUCGGGGAGUUUUUGACUCAAUACAAGGGACCCGUGCAAAUUAUUCGAAGAACUGAAGACGAAGUGAUUUGCUUGAGACAAGGUCAGCUCGGCACCAACUGUGGGAACAAUCUUCUGAUUAAACUGCUAAUAUCUCGUUAUCCGCCAUGGUUCAGUGAGGAUAACUCUUUGAGAGAGGCGAUAGAUCGAUACGUUGUAAUGACGGAGGCACAGCGGGCCACUAUUGACCAACAAGAGUUAUCGGAGACCAACCGACGUGCCCUGCAAUUGAUUGUCAAGUACAUGCGCGAUUUUCAAUCGACACAUUGCGCUCCCCUCCCGGAGGCCCAGUUCGCUGAUAUUAUGAAAACUAUACAUUUAAAAAACUAGCUCAUAAUUCACAUUUCUAAAAGUCACAGUAUUUCUGUCAGCUUUUACAACAUCGGAAAGUUGAAGAGAGACAAUAAUAAUCUUGAUGGAAAUCAGUGAAGUGUUUAGUGUGACAAAAAUGUGACUAGAAAUGUUGAAUGUGUGAUAUGGACUUCUCAUAAUAUCAAUCUAAACGCUCGUCUUGAAUGACAAUUAUACCUACAUAAUUAUUAAUUAAAAGGGUUAUAUGGAAUAGGUGCAAGGUGUGUGACUCGGUACAUACGAAAUUACGUACCUAUAGUGAAUAUUUGUAUGUAAGUAGGUAAUUUCACAUUAGUAUAUAAUGUAAUACAUAUUAUUUAAUAACUAUGUACCAAGCUUAUUAAUGAAGCACCAAUUAAUGCGAAUUCUAUUUUCCUACUGUGUAGAUAUUAAAAUUUAUUAUCGUAUUAUGCAAAGCGAGUAGUAAAUAUGUUAAGAGGGGGUAUAAAGCAAAAUUACCGAUCUUCUAUUAGAUAAUACGUGUAAUAUUCAAUACCAAAUCUAAAAAAUAAAAUAGUAUAUAGCAAACUAGAUUAUAUUUUCGAGGAUUCUUUACCAAAAAUCUCGCAAAUAUUUUAAUAUAAUUGUAUAGGAAAAAAAAAUCAUAAUAGGUAUUACCAUGUCAAUGAGAAAACGUAAAAGUGUGAAAAUUACUUCGUAAUUUUUUUUUUAUUAAGUCAAUUAUAAUAUUUUAUGGGUUUGAUCAAACAGAAUCAUUGAAAAUAUCAUCUAAAUAUAUAAAUAAUAUCUUGAUAUAUUAUAUAUUUUUAGAUAAUAAUAAAUAAAAAAUAGUUUAUUUUCUCACAUCAGAUAUGUAAAAUAAGUUGACACAUUUUCAGUACAUAUAAAUAAGAUUGAGGCUGGUGCCAAAACUAGGUAAUAAAAAUUACCUGUAUCAUCAGGCCCCCCUCCCACUCCUCACUUCGUUGGAUCACAUUUUGAAUAUAUAAUAUUUUGUUGAGAGAAAAGAAAACACUAGAAAUAAGAAAAACUACAAAGAAUAUAGUAUUAUUAUACCACAGUUGUAACCACCAGGCCAGAGAGCAAGGGUUUUGUAUAUUUUAAGAAUUAUAUUAUACGGAUCGUCAAAUAUGUCGACAUAAGUGUAGACAUUUUGCGGUCUCAGUCUCAAAAUAUAUAAUUAUCAAUAAGAUUUGGUCUUGAAUAUUACACGUUUCAUCUAAUUUAAGAUUGGUAAUUUUGCUUUAUUCACACCCUUAAGUAAUAUUUUAAAAUAUAUUUAAAUUAUAAAUAUAUUCAACUGCCUUUAUAUGUACAUUUUGCUCAUCAUAUUUGACACAAGUAUAUUUUUAUCAGGUAAUUUUUGACGGUAGAUCAAUGUUUCAUUCAAUAUAUAUACGUAAAAUGUUUAGUCAUAUAUACUGUGUAAACUAUUUACCUAAUUUCCCAAAGUAACUGUAUAUAGGUGUAAUAGCCUUUUAUUAGCAUUUAAUAUUAAUUAAUAUUAUGAUAUCAUAAUCCCUGUUGGUUGAUAUUGGUGAGAUAUCUGAACUAUGGAAAUAAACAUUUAUACAUACAAA
Messenger RNA from Colias croceus (clouded yellow), 3159 nucleotides. RefSeq names its product phosphatidylserine lipase ABHD16A. Bases 101 to 1597 code for a protein of 498 amino acids. Gene Ontology annotation, molecular function: glycerophospholipase activity; monoacylglycerol lipase activity. Gene Ontology annotation, cellular component: endomembrane system. Lineage: Eukaryota; Metazoa; Arthropoda; Insecta; Lepidoptera; Pieridae. The transcript is spliced from 9 exons. Gene Ontology annotation, biological process: phosphatidylserine catabolic process; monoacylglycerol catabolic process. The record is from RefSeq and is a predicted model, not a curated record.